GCCUGCAUGUGGAAUAGUGUGCAGAAGAUAGAGCCAUGUCACAGUCCCAUUUCUCAUUUCAUCGGCUAUGAGCUCCAAGGAAGAUCCAUCGUCCCCUCACUACCAGCAAAGGACGCCGUCGCCAGCAGUGCCGAGACACCAAAGCAAAAGCUGGUGUCAAGAUUAUGCUAAUUAACUCCCAGGUCCCCAGUCUCUUGUUGCCUGGUGACAAAGUUUCACAGUUGAGGAGGAGGAACUGGCACGAACCGGGGAGCUUCAUGAGAAAUACAGCAAUGUCUAUCCUGUUCACUGCCUCUCUUCCAACCUGACCCUGACCUACAGAAUGACUCAAAUACAAAUUGUUGAAUGAAUGAAUGAGCAAUUGCUGUUGAAUAUUCAUUCCAUGCUGUGACUGGACAUGUUCCGUGAUAAGGAUAUGCCACCAUUUUUUCAUCCAUCCACCCACCAAAAGGUCCCUGGGUUGUUUUGGCAAUUAUGAAUAGAGCAGCUAAAGCACACAUGAUAUAUCUAGCAGUUUCUUGUGACUUUUCCCUCAAACCAAUCACCAACCAACAGAACAACACGCUUCAAACAUACACCCUUACUAAAAGAACAUGGCCAAGGGCGGGAAAGGCCCCAAGGGCAAGAAGAUCACCCUCAAUGUGGCCAAGAAUUGUAUCAAAAUCACAUUUGAUGGGAGAAAACGCCUUGACUUGAGCAAGAUGGGAAUUACCAACUUCCCCAAGUGCAUCCUGAGACUGACUGAUGUGGAUGAGCUCGACCUUAGCCGGAAUCUGAUCAGAAAAAUCCCUGAAUCAAUCUCCAAGUUCCAGAACCUGCGGUGGCUGGACCUGCACAGCAACUACCUCGACAAGCUUCCUGAGUCCAUCGGCCAGAUGACCACUCUGCUCUACCUCAAUGUCAGCAACAACAGGCUGACCACCAACGGGCUGCCUGUGGAGCUCAAUCAGCUCAAGAAUAUCCGCACUGUGAACCUAGGCUUGAACCAUCUGGACAGUGUGCCCACCACGCUGGGUGCUCUGAAGGAGCUCCAUGAGGUGGGGUUACAUGACAACCUGCUGACCAGCAUUCCCAAGAGCAUCUCUAAGCUCCCCAAGCUCAAAAAGCUCAACACAAAGCGAAACCCCUUUCCCAAGGCAGAGGAGUCAGAUACAUUCAUAGAUACCAUCAAGAGGCUGGACAACUUAUAUCUGGUAGAAGAGAAAGAUCUUUGUUCGAAUUGCCUCAGAAAAUGCCAACAAGCCCGGGACAAGCUGAACAAAAUCAAGACUAUGGCCACAAUGGCACCAAGAAAGGCCAUCUUUUCCAAUCUGGUCUCACCCAACUCCAUGGCCAAGGAUUCCCAGGAAGAUUGGAGGUGA
Molecule: messenger RNA, 1361 nt
Organism: Ailuropoda melanoleuca (giant panda)
Lineage: Eukaryota; Metazoa; Chordata; Mammalia; Carnivora; Ursidae
Gene: LRRC18
Product: leucine rich repeat containing 18
Exons: 6
Coding region: 594-1361 (255 amino acids)
Cellular component (GO): cytoplasm
Molecular function (GO): protein binding
Source: RefSeq, a predicted model, not a curated record